ACCUCCCUGUGAUUACAUGGCAUUCAGACGAAAACUGGAUGGUGCAUCGUGAGGUUCUACAUCUAUACAGUGGUUCGGUUUUCUUCUGCCCUAGACGAUUUAGUGAAAUUAGCAAUAAAAUGACGCACAUCCUAGAAUUGGUGUCUCUAGUCGUAGCCGUUAGUUUAGUUUACAAUGUAGAUCCAACUCAAGCCGCCAGGAACAACAAAUUUGUCACAUGUGGCACGGUCCUCAAGCUGUUGAACACGGAUUACCGGGUGAGGUUGCAUUCGCACGAUGUAAAAUAUGGAACGGGGUCCGGACAGCAAUCGGUUACUGCCACUGAAGUGCAAGAGGAUGUCAACAGUCACUGGGCGAUCAUGGCAGCGACCGGAAAGAACUGUGAACGAGGAGAGCCAAUCAAAUGCGGUGAUGUCAUUCGGUUGCACCAUUUGGCGACGAACAAAAACCUACAUUCGCACCACUUCCAGAGUCCAUUGUCCGGAAACCAGGAAAUUUCCGCCUACGGUGACGAACAAGGAGUUGGCGACUCAGGCGAUCACUGGACGGUCGUUUGCACCGGUGAAUCAUGGCAACGGAACAGUCCGGUAAAGCUGCGACACGUGGACACCGAUAUGUAUCUGUCCGUGUCGGGUCGAACAUUUGGUCGCCCAAUCAACGGCCAGAUGGAGGUGGUCGGAGUUUCGAGCCCAUAUUCCGGAACGGAUUGGACCGCUGCCGAAGGUCUGUUUAUCCAUCAAACGGAAAAGGAUGAUGGCCCGAAACAUACCGAGCUGUAAGUGAGUGAAAUAUGAGGCUCGAAGGACGGUGCAAAGCACAGUGAGACGAAUGUGAGUGUGUGCGCGUGGUUGUUGUGUGGGACGAGUGGGUGGAUUUCUUCGCGUCGGAGAAGUAAGACUUUGAAACCAAAUGGGGAACGGUUGCGAAAAGCCAGGACAUAGAAAUAGCAAAUUGGCGUGCUGUGUAUCAACGAUGUGACGAAUUCUCGGAAGGGUCUGCAUUCCAGGAGUUUGCACCUUCGCUGCUUUUAAGAUACAUAGGAUCAAAUAAAUUCGACAUUUCUAUAGAAUAAA
This is a messenger RNA of Aedes albopictus (Asian tiger mosquito), 1073 nucleotides long. RefSeq names its product stromal cell-derived factor 2. The transcript has 4 exons. Bases 39 to 779 code for a protein of 246 amino acids. The record is from RefSeq and is a predicted model, not a curated record. NCBI's taxonomy places the organism in Eukaryota, Metazoa, Arthropoda, Insecta, Diptera, Culicidae.